Molecule: messenger RNA, 1241 nt
Organism: Lampris incognitus (smalleye Pacific opah)
Lineage: Eukaryota; Metazoa; Chordata; Actinopteri; Lampriformes; Lampridae
Gene: mnx2b
Product: motor neuron and pancreas homeobox 2b
Exons: 3
Coding region: 10-1167 (385 amino acids)
Biological process (GO): regulation of DNA-templated transcription
Molecular function (GO): DNA-binding transcription factor activity, RNA polymerase II-specific; DNA binding
Source: RefSeq, a predicted model, not a curated record
UAUAUAUAUAUGUAUGUGUAUAUAUGUGCGCCCUUAACUGGAACUGAAUCUGCUCUCUAUAUGCGCGCCGACGCACGGCACAGGUGCGCGUCCGCAAGGUUCUCUUCGGAGCCGUCCGCCGAAACGCCGCUCAGCAACUUCGUCAUGGAGAAGUCGAAGAACUUCCGAAUAGACGCCCUGCUCGCCGAUGAGCUCAGCCGGGGUAACCGAGAGCUCUCCCCGGGUCUGAGCAGCGACAGCCCCGCCAGCAGCCCCGUGUCCUGCCGGCGUGCGGACACCCCGUCUCCCCGCGGAACCGCAGGGGCCGCACAGCUCCAGACCGGACUAGUGCCCAAACCGGGUCUCCUGAAUCUCCCUCACCCAGGACUCGCUACACUGCCCCAGGGAGCCCUCCCUGGGAUGUAUCCUGCCCCCAUGUACCCAAUAUCGGCUUUGGGCGGUCAGCACCCAGCUUUUGCGUACACCGGUUUUACGCACCUAACGCAGCCGUACCCAGACCAGUUGAAGGCGGCCGCCAUGGCCGGCUCUCUGCCAUUAGAGCACUGGAUCCGUGCCGGGAUCAUGAUGCCUCGCCUGCCAGACUACAGCUCAGCCCCGCAGUCCGGGUUGCUGGGGAAGUGCCGGAGGCCCCGGACCGCCUUCACCAGUCAGCAGCUGCUGGAGCUGGAGAACCAGUUCAAGCUUAACAAGUACCUCUCCCGACCCAAACGCUUCGAAGUGGCCACCUCGCUGAUGCUGACCGAAACGCAGGUCAAGAUCUGGUUCCAGAACCGGCGCAUGAAAUGGAAGCGCAGCCGCAAAGCCAAGGAGCAGGCCUCCGUCUCGGCGCAGUCUGACGCAGAGCGCCAACGCGGCGGGGCCAAAGCGGCCGUCGGCAAGUCAGAGGACAGCCGACGGCCUGCCAAUCCGGAUGACCGAGGGGAGGAUCUCGAGCUGGAGGAGGGAGAGGAGGAGGAGGAGGAAGAAGAGGAGGAAGAGGACGACGACGACGAGGAGCCCCGGCACGGCUUCCCCGUUACCAUGGGCGCCAGCGUGGGGUUGCCACGAUCAGCGGACUUCCUACAGCGCACAGCCGACCUCGGCUACAACACCCACAGCCCUUUCUCCGAAGACGAGCUGGAGGGGGCGCAAGUGGGCGGGGACAGAAAGAUAGGGGCGGGGCUGUGAUGAACGGCCACGCGUUUUGUGUUGCCCUGACACUGAAGGACACCGGAGAGCUCACGUUGUGAUCCAACGUAGAA